Actinia tenebrosa (Australian red waratah sea anemone) is the source of this 6415-nucleotide messenger RNA. RefSeq lists its product as uncharacterized. Gene Ontology annotation, molecular function: cytokine binding; cytokine receptor activity. The record is from RefSeq and is a predicted model, not a curated record. Lineage: Eukaryota; Metazoa; Cnidaria; Anthozoa; Actiniaria; Actiniidae. Gene Ontology annotation, biological process: cytokine-mediated signaling pathway. Gene Ontology annotation, cellular component: external side of plasma membrane; signaling receptor complex.
CAUUAUCGGGCAUCUCGGAGACUACAUGCAAGCGCUUCAAACAUGGCUGGCAUCUGCUGGACUACCCAGCUCAUGGAAAACUUGUUAUAGAUUGUCUCGUACAGGAUGGAUCACUUCGAACGUUCUUCACAAAAACUGCGCAAAUCGAGGGCCCACUAUAACUAUUAUUCGACACUCAGAUAACGUCUUCGGUGGAGUGUUUGACCAAUCUUGGUCGGAAUAUGGCAAGUGCAGUGAAACCUCUAUCCCCAGCAACAAGGCCUUUCUCUUCAGCCUCAAGAGCAACGCAGGAUCAAAUACACGACUUGCCAUCAAAUCAAGUGCUUCGCAUGUGGCGCUAAGUUGCGUGUCCUAUCAGCAAUCCUUUCCCAACUUUGGAAAGGACCUGGUGGUGAAUCUUGAGUCAAAGAAUGUGAAGGGCACUUUUGGUCAAACGUAUGGGUCCACUGCUGGUAGCUUUCUUAAUGGUCAGGAGACGUUUGAACCAAGUGACAUUGAAAUUCUCAUCCCACAAGCUACAUUCUGCUCUUCCACAUGUCCCGAAGCUUCAUCGUGUGAUGAGAUUCAAGGGAAAUGCGCUUGCGACAAAUCUUCAAGAUUUUUGGAGUCUUGUAGCUCAGGCAUAUUCCUCGACAACUUCACAAGCGAUGCGUACGACUUUUUUCCCAUGGAGGAUCCCCUCAACAUAAAGAACCUUAAACGACCUACUUGGGGUGAGGUUAAUAAUACUACCAAAUUAACUAAAGGACUUGGAAAACCCGCUAUUUCAACCUCAGAAGCUGACUAUAUGACAAUCGGCAGCACACACGCGUGCCUAACGAAUCCCACAAGCUGCAAUUCUGGCGUUACUGUGUCAAUCUGGUUAAAAUACUCUAAUUCUACAUCAUCAAAACCAGUCUAUCUUUUCUGUAGCGACUCAUGCAAAGGCAGCAGCACUGGGAUCAGCAUCGYGUUGACUGAUCCUGCCAAUGAGAAACUAAAUAUAACGGUAACCACUCAAAAUAAACAGUGUAGUCAUCCGAUCCUCUUUGGUCCAAAUGUAUGGACGCACAUUGUUUUUACUUGGACUACAGACUUGGCUAUGUACAUCAAUGGCCAGCAAGUCUCCCACUUGUCCUCUACUUGCAUCUCCGACGGUUCGUAUUCAGCCAAUACCGCUGGAGGUGUUGUGAUUGGCAGAGGAGCAGCAGUCGAUGUGGAUGAUUUCAUUGUUUGGCCAAAGCAGUUGGAUCUGAAGCUAGUCGAAAGCCUUUACGAUUUCUAUAAAGGGAGAAAGAACAUGACACUGGAUUACAAAUUCAAAACAUCAUCGAUAUUGCAAAGUGCUGAUAAAGAACUUAAUGCCUACAAAAGAAUGUGCCACCAAGUCCAAGCAGGGGUAAAAGGCCUUUUAAGUGCGGAAUUAGCAUCCAAAGUUAUCAUCGAAAACUGUCUGUUGAGUCCUCUUACGGACAACAGUGGUACCGAGGCUUCAGUGUCUAUCGUGUACUAUGGCAUGUCCGGAUACAGCGUAGCAAAACCUUUAAUGGAACGACUGAAGAUUGCAAAAACUAUAUCUGCACUUCCUGUAACRGAUGUUCUUAUUUUGAACUUGCAAACCGUUUAUUCUACACCUUGUCAGCUUUCCGUUUCUAGUGGUGUAACAACCGCAUCGCUGAGCUGGAGUUGCCCUCAAGMGGAACCGGACGGUGGUAUCCUGUCGGAGUAUGAACUCAAUGUUACAAACACUGAAACUGGAACCACAGAAUCCAUCRAGCUAAAUUCGGGAAAUUUGUUCUAUACGGUAAAAGAUCUCCUUCCUGAAACCAGGUAUAACUUAACGGUUACUGCAGUAACGUUGGAAGGCGCUGGGGCAGCAAGUGAGCCUGUGACUUGUACAACUAAGAGCAGAGCUUUGGUUGCACCAUAUAACGUGACAAGCCUGAACCAAACCGGUUCGACAAUCUAUAUUUACUGGAACUUUAGCACAGCCGAGUUGUCAAACAUUGAGGGAUUUCGAAUCAAGUACAAAACGAUGGAUGCCGUGUUUAUCGGUUACAUAAAUAUUCCGUCCAACCUCAGUCAGGCCGAUCUCAGGGGUUUGAACAGCUCAACAGUAUAUCAAAUAGCUGUUCAAUCUUACAAAACUAAUAGUAAUGGACCAUUCAGUGCGAUUCUUAAUGCAUCAACCACGGACGGCAUACCCGAUGCUGCUCCAGAAAGUGUGCAAGGCUCUACGAUUAAUGCCACUUCCGUUACCGUCAAGUGGUCCCCUUUCAACCCUGACUAUGCAGAUGGCGUCAUCAUUGGAUACCACAUUGAAAGUUACAUCGCAAACGGGGAGAACGCUGGAGGGAAUUUUUCUUCAAGGAUGAUCUGUAACACUUCGACGACUCUUCAUAAUCUCUAUCCCUUUACCGAUUAUUAUGUGAAUGUGUCUGCCUUCACGUUUCAUGGAAUUGGUCCUGCAAUACAAGUCUUUAUACCAAACCAGCCCACAGUUCCAAAAAUACCUCCUACUUCUGUAAGCACAAGCGAAAUCCAAAGGACAGCCAUUAACAUCGCUUGGGGUCCUGUACCCGAGGGAUCUUCGCUUGUCCCAAUCACAGGGUAUAUGGUAUGGUACAGAGAGCACCUCCCCAGUCCAUCAAGUUCUUUAAACAUCACUAUACAAAUCAAUAAUUCGAUGAGUUGUCUGAUAGAAGGACUAAAGGACUAUACAAAGUAUGAAAUUAGAGUAGCUGCAAUUAAUAGAGCAGGUGUUGGUGUCUAUAGUCCACAAAUGGUUGAACGCACGGCCGAGGGACAUCCRAGGAGUGUUGUUUCCAAUGCAACGACUAGUCACAUGACAAGGAACAGCUCUAUAAUUCAGUGGAAUCCUUUGCCGCCAUCAGACUUGUCAGGUGUUUUGGCCGGUUAUACCAUCAAUAUAUAUGAUGUCCUGAGAAAAGUGAAUGUUACUCGGAUGGUAUGCGGUAACACAACUAGUACACAGCUGAGUGAUCUGUUCCCUUAUACUGAAUAUUUAGUCUAUAUAAGUGGUUUUACCAAAGGGGGCGAAGGAAAUACUACUCUGGUUACUAGUUUUUUCACUCUAGAAGCAGCUCCUAAUGCUCCGCCUCAAAACGUCACAUCACGCAACACAAGCUCCGUAUCAAUAGAGCUCACGUGGUCACCUCCUCCAAUCACAAACAUCAACGGCAAACUGAGAGGUUAUUGCAUCACGUGGUUCAAGACCUUUGGAGAUGGUCAAGAAAUUUUUAACAAGACGAUUGACAUCCAGCCUUCGGCUCGCAGAAGGAAAAGAAGURUUAGUGAUCGAACUCUACAGACUUUAACCCUGAGCGGCUUAGAGAAGUUCACCAUGUACACUAUACGAAUACUUGGAUUUACUAUUGCCARUGGAGUGUUCUUUGAGACAAAUACCACCACGGCUGAGGACGUGCCUAACGUACCACCUCCAAAUAUUACCGCUUCGAAUUCCAGUUCAACAAGCAUKUUCGUUUCCUGGCAACCAAUCCCCGUGGAAUCCAGGCACGGAGUAUUUUUAGGAUAUCACGUGCUUUACCAAGAGGGCAAUCAGAUGAGCUCGACUCCUUUGGCCAUCACUGUCAAUCAUUCAGUGUUARAUGUUGAGCUUAAUAAUCUUAAGAAGUUCACUGGUUAUGUUGUCUUCGUUGCUGGUUUUACGACACCCGGUACAGGAAACUUGUCCAGUCCGGUUAAUGUCACUACUGAUGAGGACGUCCCAGACGAAGCACCUGUGUCUCUAGCAGGAACCGCUCUGAGCAUUACCAAACUCUCGUUCACAUGGCAACCAGUUGCUUCUGACAAGCAUAAUGGUAUAAUCCUAGGGUAUACUUUAGCACUAAAUCUGAUGAAUACCAGCCUAGCCAAGACAGUUGUUAUCAACAAUGCUAGUAUCUUGACCACUGAGGUGGCAGGGUUGUUAUCAUGGACAAACUAUACGGCAAAGAUCAAUGCCUUURCGAUCAAAGGACCAGGGCCUUGGAGUCCGGGGGUACUUGUCACUACACUUGAAGAACUCCCAUUACCACCUACUACCGUGACGGCACAAAUGCUGAGCUCUACAACCAUCAACGUGACAUGGUCACCAAGUAACACAACGUUUUUACGCGGCAUUCUACGUGGAUAUCGCUUGACAUUCACACCCAGAGGGCCUGUCUUCCCGAAUAUCCCUUACAACGUGACUACAAGUGUGAAUACCCUGAGUACUGUACUAACAGRCCUGCAAGAGUUCACCGAGUAUGACAUAACUGUAGCAGGUUUUACCAUUGGCGAUGGAAACCAAAGUCAAUCUGUAAUCGCUAAAACCGAUUCGGCUCCUCCUUCUGCUGGUCCCAAUCCUCUUGGCUUGUUGGACGUUACUCCCAACAGCAUCACCUUGCAGCUUGGCUCAGUCCCACCUGAAGAUAGCAAUGGAGUCAUCACAGGUUACAAGGUUCUGACUACUGCAGUCGGUUCUUCAGACCCACCCAGAGAGAACCUCUACGGUCCAACAGCAACUAUCGCUGUGGUAAAUGGUCUGAUGCCAUAUACUCAGUACUUGUUUCAAGUGUUUGCUUCUACUGACAAGGGAUGGGGUGURCCGUCCAACACUACAUUACGAUCGGGAGAAACUGCUCCAGGUGGUCAACCUAGCUACGAUGAUGAGAAUAAACGUUUCUCCACGGAUUCCAUUCCUUUACAAUGGGAACCUUUAACGAUAGCUCAAGCCAAUGGAGAAGUACUUGGUUAUCGUGUAUCAUACCAGCUAGUAUCUCUGGGUGAGGAGCCGGUUGAGGACGCGCCAAUCAACGAAUUUGACGUCACUGGCACGUCUACUGUGAUAAAAAACCUUGAGCUGUACGGCGGUUAUAAAAUAACGAUUGCCGCCUUCACUGCCAAGGGUUUUGGUCCACCAAUUAUUUUAUACGGAGAAACUUGUAGGUGCAGAAAAACACUGUAUGCCAACUGGCGCGUCUACAGCCCGUACGUGGAGAUCUCUCCAGAGACAGGUGAACUGGAAGGCAUCUUUCCUGAGAUGGUCAAACGAAUGACAGAAGAGUGUUGCCAAAAAUGUGUGGCUCAUAAUGAAUCGGUAGUCGAUUUUACGACCAGUUUAGACGGUUCGCCUGCCCACAAGCCAAAUGAAGAUGACUUGAAGACUAAUAUAUCAGAAGAUGUUGACUUUAGCUUCCCGCUGUUCGGGACUAAGGAUCAGAAGACGUAUACUGGGGGAUUCGGCUACCGGGCUUUGAUAGAAACACCCGGGAUAGUGUACGUGGUGAAUAUAGAUACGGAAGACGAGGGCCCACAUAUGACAAUCAUCAGAUCUUUGUUAGGAUGUUUGCCAUAUAUAUCGUUGACGGUGCUGUUGGCUUUCUUGGCWGGYUUCGUCUUGUGGAUUUUGGACCGCAAAAUCAAUUCCGAGUUGUUCCCACUGACUUUCAUCAAGGGAACCUAUGAAGGAUUGUGGUGGGCGUUUAUCACCAUGACUACACUAGGGUAUGGUGAUCGAUUUCCCAAGUCGUUCUGGGGCAAAGCCUUUGCGAUCAACUGGAUGCUAUCAGGGAUCAUAAUCUAUGGCAUUUUAUCGAGCCUGCUUCAGACAGCUGUUACCACAAUAGCCAUAUCUUUUGAUACUAAGUUCAAUGGCAAACAGGUCGUUGCCAUUCACAACUCACCUGAAUUUCGUUUUGGACAACGUCUCAACAUUCCGAUGAAUAAAGAAAUUCAGCCACGAUCUUUCCAAGAAGUGUACAACGCAUUAAUAGAGAAGAAGGCGUACGGUGCUUUUUUAGAURCGUACGCCAUCGGCCAACAAAAGCACCUGUUUGAACAUCCCACUCUAAAGUUUGUUAAAAUCUACGACUUCCGAUCUGCGUAUGGGAUUGUGCUGGGUGGUACGUCCUGGAGACUCAGGACAUGCUUUUACCGGUACCUGCGGUCUAAAAGAGUGGAGGUUUUUGAACGCAUCACAAAAUACACCAAGUUUGUUGAGGCGCCACCCGAGGAUCUUCCAAGGACAGUCGAGUACAGUUCUGGUCUGUUCACAGCAAACACCAAUUCGUUCAACUAUACCUUGUUCACGUUGCUGGGAUUUUGGUUMUUCUUGAUGAUGCUGGGUUGCGUGUACGAGUUUAUCMGGCGAAAGAUGACUAAAGUCAAGGAUGAAAAACUCGAGACACUAGACGAACUGAAGAGGGACAUCCAAGAGUUUGUCGACAACAUGAAGAAAAUUGAGCAACAACUGCGAGAAAGACACAAGCAGCAGCUGAUACGCUGGUUCAAAAAAUACGAAAAGAUAAACGAAAAAGGCACUAUCAAAACUCUGAAAAAUUUGUUUACAUAAAUCACGAUAAAGUGAAUUUAGCAAGCUGUUUAGGCCCUGUUUACACCGACACGGUUUCAAUUAAAACCUUGUUAUUUUUUA